Messenger RNA from Tribolium madens (black flour beetle), 559 nucleotides. RefSeq lists its product as uncharacterized. The transcript has 3 exons. NCBI's taxonomy places the organism in Eukaryota, Metazoa, Arthropoda, Insecta, Coleoptera, Tenebrionidae. Bases 191 to 559 code for a protein of 122 amino acids. The record is from RefSeq and is a predicted model, not a curated record.
UUAUAUAGGCAACCAACAAUACGCAUAGUGCGCAAGUUCAACACCCAAGAAGAGUUUACAGUUAUGACAUCAUAGUGUAUACAUCCACCUGUGCGUCGUGUAAACAUUCAAUUCAGGUGAAAUUCUCGAGAAAACAAACCUAAUUUCAUUUCCAAACCGAUAGAAGAAAAAUCGCCUCAAAUGUACUGCAAUGUCGAGCGUUUUUGAGGAAAGAGACGCUUACAAACACAACCCAUAUUUCAAGAAAGCUGAAUUUGGCGAUUUUACCCCAUUUUACAUCGCCGUUACGAUCUGCACGAUUAUUGGAGUCUCAAUUUUCAUCUUGAACAUCGUCCUGGGCUGCUGUUCCCGCUAUUCCGACUACUGGAACGACAGACACACAGGCAACCGCUGGAUCGCCUCUCUGUGGACAGCCACCCCCCAUCAACAACCCCCUCUAGACCUAACUGAAUUGGAAGUCAUCGACACCCCCACACAAGUCGUUUACGUACCAACCCCAGCUCCCGAAACCGAAAAAGUCGAAUACCGCGAAUUGCAAAAACGCGAAAGCGAUAUUUAA